AUGGCCGACAAAUCAGCACGAAUUGCAGAACUCAAAGCGCGACUUGCAAAACGCAAAGUCCUUUCGGAAACAAUUACAACAAAAAUAGAGAAAGAAGCAGAAAAAAAAGUAACGAAACCGAAUGAGGCCCUCAAGGCAUUUUUAUCUGGAGGUGGCGCAAUCAAACCGAUAAAACGGAAGGCGGCUUUGGACUUUGACAUUAAGUCCUUGGCUGAGAAGGAAGAGGAGUUAAAAGCCGCUCGAAUUAAACGACAAUUAAUUUUCAAAGGUGUUUUGAAGGGCGACGAGACGAGUCAAAUUGAGGGUAUCGCACCGUUUACUGGUGAUAUUGAGUGGUGGGACGCGCCUUUUAUAUCCGACAAAACGUCAACACCUCACACAUCAUAUCCCGAGAUUGACAAUAGUGAGAUUGAGAAAGUGUUGGAAGGAAAAGAUUCAAAAGUUUUGGCGGCUCAGAUUAAUCGGAGCGUUGAGCAUCCUGCCACGUCGCAGAUUGUCACAUCUGGAGACAUCCAAGUGAAGACAAUUUUGACGAAGCAGGAGAUGAAGAAAAUGAGAAAGCUGAGAAGAGAAGAAGAACAUGAAAAGGAACGCGAUGAGAUUCUGAUGGGACUGAGACAGGCUCCACCAGAUAAAUUGAAGUUCUCGAAUAUGGCGAAGAUAUUCCCAGAAGAGAUAGUGACGAACCCAUCGGAGGUCGAGAGAAGAGUAAAAGAGGCGAUGGACCAACGAAGAGAGAAACACGAGAAGGAUAACAACGACCGAAAAUUAACAAAGAGCGAGAGGAAGAAGAAAGAAUGGGAGAAGAUGAUGAAAGAGCGAGAAGAGGGACUUUUGUUGAACGUUUUUAAAGUCGACAAAACUGAUGGGCAGAAGUUCACAAAACUUUGGCAAGUAGCGAAGGAAUUGUGUGUGACGGGCUUCGCAUUUAUGUUUAACGAAAAGUUGCUAAUAGUGGCGGAGGGGUCCAAAAAGUCGAUUGUGAAAUAUGAAGGAUUUUGCACCAAAAGAAUGAAAUGGGUUGUAGAAGAUGAGGACCAAGGGUCCAAGUACUGCAAUAAAAUAUGGGAGGGCAAAAGCGACAAGUCGUUAUUCACCAGAUUUGCUUGUGAAAAGUGUGAGAAAGAGGAGAGCGUUUUAGACAUUUUGAGGUUGAAAGGACUCGAGUUUUUGUGGAAAUUGAUGAAGUGCGAUUGA
This is a messenger RNA of Entamoeba invadens IP1, 1197 nucleotides long. RefSeq names its product U4/U6 small nuclear ribonucleoprotein Prp3, putative. Lineage: Eukaryota; Evosea; Mastigamoebida; Endamoebidae. The transcript has a single exon. Gene Ontology annotation, cellular component: U4/U6 x U5 tri-snRNP complex. Gene Ontology annotation, biological process: mRNA splicing, via spliceosome. The record is from RefSeq and is a predicted model, not a curated record. The coding region runs from base 1 to 1197 and encodes 398 amino acids.